This is a messenger RNA of Lichtheimia ornata, 333 nucleotides long. RefSeq lists its product as uncharacterized. Lineage: Eukaryota; Fungi; Mucoromycota; Mucoromycetes; Mucorales; Lichtheimiaceae. The coding region runs from base 1 to 333 and encodes 110 amino acids. The record is from RefSeq and is a predicted model, not a curated record. The transcript has a single exon.
AUGCAUGUGAACGAUUGUCCUGCUCCAGCCCAUCAUCUCCAUCAUUCAACUUUCUUGAUCCAAGUGGAUUUGAUUGAGCAACGCUCAAACACAGAAGUAUCAUCCAACACCGAAUCAACUCAUUUAAUUUCCACCUCUUCCACUCUCAGCGUAUUUCCCUCUUCCUCCCAUUCUCAACUGUUGACCCCAUUCAAGUACAACUACCACCUGCGAACGAUUGUCUUGCUUCAGCCUAUCGAUGUCAAUCUUACAAUUGUCUUGAUCCGAAAGCCUGCAACUGAAUGGCAAGUCCAUGGCGUAUACACAGCUCACUACAACACCCGCAUUUCUUGA